AUGUCUCUCAAAAUCAUUGUGGUAUUUGGGGCGACAGGAGCCCAGGGAAGGUCCGUUGUCGAUGCCUUUCGUAAGGAGCCAUCGUGGACAGUUCGAGCGGUCACUCGAAACGAAUCAUCCGAAAAGGCUAAAGCCUUGCAUGCAGAAGGGAUUCAAACAGUAACUGCCAACCUUGACGAUCCUGCAUCACUCGAUAUUGCUUUCGACGGGGCCAAUGCUAUAUUUAGCGUCACCGAUUUCUGGGGAACUUAUUUCAACCCGGAGAACCAGGCAAAGGCAAAACCGGGACAGAAGCUGAUUGAUUUGGCGUAUGAGCUGGAACUACAACAGGGAAAGAAUAUCUUUGAUGCGGCGGCAAAGGUGAAGACUCUGGAUAGGCUCGUGUUCUCUGGGCUGUCACAUGUAUCCAAAUGGUCCAAGGGGAAAUAUAUGCAUGUACCUCAGUAUGAAGCCAAGGCCGUAGCUGCGGAAUAUGGGCAGGAGACACACCCGGAGCUCUGGAAGAAGACCAGUAUCAUCCAGCUUGGCUUCUACCUCGAAAAUUUCUUGGCUAGUCCGGUUUCAUUCCAUAGAAAGGAUGAAAAGGGGGUCGUCCAAUUCCUAGGACUCUUGAAGGGCGAUUGUUUGUUGCCGCUUAUUGCAGCGGAAAAAGACACCGGUUCGUUGACAAGGGCACUGGUGGAAGUGGGAGGUGGAAAAAACAUGUUAGCCUAUCGUGGACUGAUGACCUAUGAUGACUUUAUCAGUCUUUGGAGCAGAACAACGGGGAUCCCAGCGCAGAGAGAUCCAAACCCAGGCAAUGCAGGGGUUCCUGACUUCCUCGUGGAGGAAUUGAAAGAGACUUUUGGUUAUAUCGCGGACUUCGGAUACGAAGGACGGGGUGACCCCACGGUGGUUCACCCCAAAGACCUUGGCAUUCCGAUCGACCUUGGGAGUGUAGCAGACUGGAUCAAGCAGCAGGACUGGUCCUUCUUGAAAUGA
Molecule: messenger RNA, 981 nt
Organism: Exophiala aquamarina CBS 119918
Lineage: Eukaryota; Fungi; Ascomycota; Eurotiomycetes; Chaetothyriales; Herpotrichiellaceae
Exons: 2
Coding region: 1-981 (326 amino acids)
Source: RefSeq, a predicted model, not a curated record